This is a messenger RNA of Fukomys damarensis (Damara mole-rat), 879 nucleotides long. Its product is annotated as transmembrane protease serine 11B-like. NCBI's taxonomy places the organism in Eukaryota, Metazoa, Chordata, Mammalia, Rodentia, Bathyergidae. Gene Ontology annotation, biological process: proteolysis. The record is from RefSeq and is a predicted model, not a curated record. Gene Ontology annotation, molecular function: serine-type endopeptidase activity. Gene Ontology annotation, cellular component: plasma membrane.
AUGGAGAGUGAACAAAAACAAGUAGAAACAGGAGGAAAGUCAAUACCUCGAAAGACAUUGAGUGAAAUUAUGUACUAUGACUUUCUUUUAAAGUUUACUGAAAUCAGCAAGACUAACUUUGAAGUGCUCAUCAACAAUUGCUGUGGGAGACAACUGGUCAACAGUGUCACAGCUGGCAACCUGAUUGUUCAUGGGGAAAGUGCUCUGGCAGGGGCAUGGCCAUGGCAGGCCAGCCUCCAGGGGGGUGGUCAGCACAGCUGUGCAGCCCUGAUCAGCAGCAGGUGGCUCUUAUCUGCAGCUCACUGUUUUGUUCGGAAAAAUAAUUCAAAAUACUGGACUGUCAACUUUGGAACUACAGUGAAUCAACAAUAUAUGACAUGAAAAGUCCAAAACAUUAUUCUCCAUGAAAAUUAUAUAACUAGUUAUUAUCAAAAUGAUAUUGCUCUUGUGCAACUGUCUAAAGAAGCUUCUUUUACAAAGUACAUUCAUAAGAUUUGCCUUCCAGAAGCCAAAAUGAAGCUUUCAAAUAAUGACAGCGUUGUAGUUACAGGAUGGGGAGCACUUUAUACAAACGGUACACUUCCAGUUGUACUUCAAGAAGCUUUUUUGAAGACUAUUGACAACAAAAUUUGCAAUGCCCCACUUGCAUUAUCUGGCGCGGUGAGUGAUGAAAUGCUAUGUGCUGGAUACAUGUCAGGAGAAGCUGAUUCCUGCCAGAAUGAUUCUGGUGGACCACUAGCUUAUCCCGACUCCAGAAAUAUCUGGCACCUUGUUGGAAUCAUAAGCUGGGGUCAAGGAUGUGCUAAAAAGAAUAAGCCAGGUGUCUAUACACGAAAAACUUCUUAUCACAACUGGAUCACCUCCAAGACUGGACUCUGA